Neolamprologus brichardi is the source of this 1496-nucleotide messenger RNA. The record is from RefSeq and is a predicted model, not a curated record. NCBI's taxonomy places the organism in Eukaryota, Metazoa, Chordata, Actinopteri, Cichliformes, Cichlidae.
CUGCAAACAGUACGUGUGACUCCUUCCUUUCUGAAGUGAGCUGUCUGUCUUCCUAGACUUCCUUCUGAUAUUAUUUAGCCGAAUCUGAUAACAAUUCAUUGAGGUGUUUACUUUAGGCUGAUUUAAAUGAAGAUUUAUGCUUUUUAAUAACUCUUGAGUUCAUGGGCGAGUUCAUUGGUCCCUGGUAAACUCUUGUGCUGAUUAGGUAGUUCCUCCUACAGUUUCUUGGGAUCUGACUGUGUUCUCGCUGUCAUCAUCAUAAUCUCCCUCUUCCCUUCUGUGGGAUUAUUAUGGCGACAAAGCAGGGCAGCUUGUGACUAUCCUCUGCUAUCUGCAGGCCUUUUCUUUGUUUUGUUUUUAGUAUAUAUUUUUUCUGGCUGUGAACUGGUGGAAUACCAGAAGCCAAAAUGCUGAACCAGAGUGCUGUCAUGAUCUUCACUGGGAUCUGUGGGGCGAUGGUGUUCAUGGCAAUGGCCUACUAUGUCUACUGGUCUGUGGUGCUGGCAGAAGGGCCGUGUAAACGGGGCUUGUAAAAGGACUCCACCGUGGUUGGUCGUAGUGUAUAGAGAGGAGCCCACUCAGCCCUCCAGGCUCCUCAGCCAUGGCUCUGCUGGCCUACCUGAAGAGCCUGUUCAUCUUGCAGUUGCUGAUGGGCUUUGUGUUUGUGGUGAGCGGCCUCAUUAUAAACUUCAUUCAGCUGUGCACCUGCAUCCUCUGGCCGAUCAACAGGCAGCUCUAUCGCAGAAUCAACUGCCGGCUCUCCUACUCCCUCUGGAGCCAGCUGGUGAUGCUGCUGGAGUGGUGGUCGGGCACAGAAUGCACCCUAUACACCGAUCAGGCUACGGUGGACAAGUUUGGCAAGGAGCAUGUCAUCAUCAUCCUCAACCACAACUUUGAGAUUGACUUUCUGUGUGGAUGGACCAUGUGUGAAAGAUAUGGCGUUUUAGGGAGUUCAAAAGUGCUAGCCAAACAUGAGCUCCUGAAGGUCCCUCUAAUUGGCUGGACGUGGUACUUUCUGGAAAUUGUUUUCUGCAAAAGAAAGUGGGAAGAGGACCGAAACACUGUCUUCAAAGGCCUAGACAGACUCAAAGACUAUCCUGAAUAUAUGUGGUUUCUGCUGUACUGCGAGGGCACCCGCUUUACAGAGAAAAAGCACCAAAUCAGUAUGCAGGUUGCAGAAAGUAAAGGCCUGCCCAUACUCAAAUAUCACCUAUUACCCCGAACCAAAGGAUUCACCACCACACUGCAGUGUCUUAAGGGCACAGUGACUGCUGUGUAUGAUGUGACUCUGAAUUUCAAAGACAACCAGACUCCCACCCUCCUGGGCAUUGUCAAUGGCAAGAAGUACAAAGCUGAUAUGUCUGUAAGGUAAGCACCGCUGAUGCCCGCUCUCUACUUUUGAACAAUCACUUUUUGUAAUAAGGCACUGCACUCUCAGCUGUUUCUUCAAGUAAACUAGAAUAAAUGAGUUUUAAGCAUUUUGGCCUCCUCCCAAC